This is a messenger RNA of Hippocampus comes (tiger tail seahorse), 417 nucleotides long. It is a transcript of the gene ndufc1, whose product is annotated as NADH:ubiquinone oxidoreductase subunit C1. Lineage: Eukaryota; Metazoa; Chordata; Actinopteri; Syngnathiformes; Syngnathidae. The record is from RefSeq and is a predicted model, not a curated record. Bases 88 to 297 code for a protein of 69 amino acids. Gene Ontology annotation, cellular component: mitochondrion; respiratory chain complex I. The transcript has 4 exons.
CGAUAAUGCACCCAUUCAACUCAAAUAAGACGACGACGAAAAUCGGGAUUUGAGCCCAGAUCGGAAAGAAAAUAUAUCUGAAAAAAAAUGAGUGUGACCGGGUUACUCGCUCGAUCCUUUUUUGUCCACAGAGUUGGGUCCAGGUCUGUGUUUACAAGUUCCAAGCGUGAUACUAAUUCCCCCAACUGGCUACGAGUGGGUCUUGCCUUUGGAUCGUCUGUUUUCCUGUGGAGUCUGCUCUUCAAGCAGCACAGCGAUGAUGUACUUGAGUACAAACUGAGGAACAACAUCAAUUAAGCCAGAUCUGUGGCGGGGGUCACCAUGGACUUCAGGACCUGUUUUUGUCUUCGUGAGUUUUCACAGUGAAUUCUGCAAUAAAUAAUUUGUCAUGUGAAAUAAAAAUGAAUUGGGCUCUUA